Molecule: messenger RNA, 582 nt
Organism: Penicillium atrosanguineum
Lineage: Eukaryota; Fungi; Ascomycota; Eurotiomycetes; Eurotiales; Aspergillaceae
Exons: 1
Coding region: 1-582 (193 amino acids)
Biological process (GO): endosome organization
Cellular component (GO): BLOC-1 complex
Source: RefSeq, a predicted model, not a curated record
AUGUCCGUCGCCUCCAUCCCCGACACCUCGCUUGGCCUCACCUCCUCCGAGAUCCAGAUCCUCCGACAGCAGCAACAAAUUGCCCUCCAGGGCCACGCCGGCAAUGGCGUCGCCAGGGGCAGAGGGACAGGGAGAACCAGCAACUCCAGCUCGCGCGCGACAAGCGCUGCCUCCAGCCAAGGGCGCUUGUUGUUGGAUCCCAUGAGUCUUCGCGCGCUGUCGCACCAGUUGGACGGUCUGCAGGCUCAGAUCCGUGGCCGCAUCGAAUAUGUACGAUAUUUCCCCGCAUUGCUCCCUGUCAAAUUUCAAUCGGGAUCCGCUUGUGUUUUACCUUCUGACUUGCAAAUCCAGCUGGAGGACCAAAUGCAAGCCUCCAUUCAAAACAGCUACGACCGCGCCGGGAACGUGAUCCGUAACGCCGAUGCGGAGAUCGCCCGCACUCGUUCCAUCCUGGCUUCCAUCGACGAGCUGGAUCUCGAGUUAGCCAAAAUUGGCCAUAUUCGAGAUAUCGUCAAGGGAUUUCGCGGUCGUAUCGAGACUCUGGAUCAUCGUAUGGAUCAAAGUUCUCGCCGGCGACGCUGA